AUGAGCACCAAAUCCAAACCCACCAGCACCCCAAUAGAGCUGCUCCCAACCGAACAGUCGGCACCAUCAGACCCAGAAACCGCAAAGGUGGACAAGAUGUCCACAAACGUCGCCAUCAUGGCCUGCGGCGCUGGCCUCUUCUCAGACGGAUACCUGAAUGGAAUUAUUGGUGCCGUAAACACGAUCUUGGCUGUGGCCUGGCCGGAGCACUAUACGCCUGACAAGUCGAGAAUUGUGACUUCUGUAUGUUUGAUCAUUGACCCUGCCCCACCCACCCCACUUGGCUUGGCGGAGGUAAUUGGGUUCGCGGGGAUUGUGCUGGGCCAGUUGUCGUUCGGCUUUAUUGUGGAUCGGUGGUCGAGGAAAAUGGGGAUGCUGAUCUCGAGUGGCUUCCUGGUGGUGUGUAGUAUCAUGUCGGCGACGGCGAUUGGAGUGACGCCCGGGCCGGUGGGGGUUAUCCAAGCAUUGAUGGUAUGGCGCUUCUUCCUCGGAAUCGGUAUCGGCGGCGAGUACCCGUCGGGCUCCGUCGCCUGCGCCGAGUCCUCCGCCCAGCGCAAGAAAGGCCGUGAUUUUAUCUUUAUCAUCUUUACCAACACCCACAUCGGGCUCGGCCUUCAAUUCGCCGCCGUCAUGCCAGUAAUCCUUCUCGCGGCCUAUGGCACCGAUCUGCACCGUGUCUGGCGCGUCGCCCUCGGCCUCGGCGCUCUCUUCCCCUUCCUCAUCUUCUUCAUCCGCUUACUUAUCCCCGAAAACGAGCAAUCGCAGCAGCACGCCCUUCGCGACCGCAAAGUCCCGUUCAAGGUGCUCAUGCGCUACUACUGGCGCCCGCUACUAACGUGUAGCGGCGUGUGGUUCAUCUACAACCUCUCGUCGUUCUCGUUCUCGCUGUACAGCUCGUUUAUCGUCAAGACGGUGCUGGGCGAGACAUCGCUGAUAAGGGUGUUUGGGCUCACGGCAUGUAUUCAGCUGUUUUUGAUACCGGGCAGUGUGGCGGGGGCGUGGUUUAGUGAGAGGUUUGGAGCGCAGAGAGGAUUGGCAACGGGAGUGUGGGCGCAGGCGGUUGUCGGGGGUAUCAUUGCGGCGUCAUGGAGCGCCUUAAAGGGGAAUGCGGGAGGGUUAAUUGUGCUGUAUGGACUCUUCAUCUCCCUCGGCGAAUUCGGACCAGGGAACAACAUCGGGCUCCUCUCCGCCAAAUCACCUGCCACCUGCGUGCGCGGCAAGUUCUACGGUAUCGCAGCGGCGUGCGGCAAGUGCGGUGGCUUCAUCGGCACCUACACCUUCAACAUGGUGAUUGCGGCCUGCGGCGGAUUCGAGAGCGAUUGGGGCCUUCGGGCGCCGUUCAUUAUUACGGGGUGUUUGUGUAUUAUAGCCGGGUGUUUAGCGAUGUUUGGGCUGCCGAGGGAGCUGACAAAAGAGGCGAUUCAGGAGGAGGAUAAGAGGUUUGAGACGUAUUUGGAUUCGUUGUAG
Messenger RNA from Morchella importuna, 1467 nucleotides. RefSeq lists its product as uncharacterized. Gene Ontology annotation, molecular function: carboxylic acid transmembrane transporter activity. Gene Ontology annotation, biological process: carboxylic acid transport; transmembrane transport. The record is from RefSeq and is a predicted model, not a curated record. Bases 1 to 1467 code for a protein of 488 amino acids. NCBI's taxonomy places the organism in Eukaryota, Fungi, Ascomycota, Pezizomycetes, Pezizales, Morchellaceae. Gene Ontology annotation, cellular component: plasma membrane. The transcript is spliced from 6 exons.